This is a messenger RNA of Phalacrocorax carbo (great cormorant), 5971 nucleotides long. The record is from RefSeq and is a predicted model, not a curated record. NCBI's taxonomy places the organism in Eukaryota, Metazoa, Chordata, Aves, Suliformes, Phalacrocoracidae.
GAGUGCGUCAGCAGCGAGGGGCGGGCGGCCCGCCGGGGCGGAGGAUAUCAGGCAGCGGGGGGCAGGAUUGGGGGAAGACGAAGGUGAGCCAGGGAGCGCCGUGAAGGCUGUCAGGGAGCUCGGCCGCUGUCUCCGCUCGUCCCCGCGCCGCCGCCGCUACCGGCGCGGCGGGCUGCCCGGCCAGUGAAGGAUGUCGUUCCCUGUGGAUAUACUGAAAAGCUGCAGCCAUGAGGACCUGGAGAGCUCGGCAGAGGACUACUUGUCUGACCUCCGGUGUGCGAAUCCACACAGUCCUGAAUUCUUGUCUCUGCCAGACCACAGCAAAAUUCCUAUUAGCUUGUCAACUGUGGGCUUCGUUCCUCUUUAUGGUGGAGAGCAGACACACAAAGUUCUUGCUUUGUUUGCACCAGCGGACUCACUCACAGCUGUAGCCCUGUAUCUUGCUGACCAGUGGUGGUCAAUUGAUGACAUUGUGAAAACAUCUGUCCCUGCUAGAAAGGGACUUCAUCAGGUGAAGUCUGUUGGAGAGAGGGUUGUUCUUUAUGUUCUGAACCGAAUUAUCUAUCGGACGCAAGAAAUGGAAAGAAAUGAGAUCCCAUUUCUCUGUCAUGGUAGCAAUGAAUAUGCAAAGAUUAUGUGGAAAAAAGGAGAAGCCAUUGGGUUCUAUUCUGUUAAACCUACAGGAAGUAUUUGUAGCUCUUAUCGCGGUCAGACUUACCAGCUGCCAGUGUUAGACACAAUGUUUGUAAGAAAGAAACAUCGUGGGAAAGACUCUGGGCUAAUCAUGUUGGAAGACUUCGUUGACUCCUUUACUGAAGAUCGUCUUGGCCUACGAUACCCGUUGUCACCCUUUGUUUACACAGCUUGUAAGCAAUAUCUGGAGAAGUACCCUGGGGAUCAGAAACUUUUCUGGGAAGUGGAGGGAGCAGGACAGUGGUUCCAGCGAACACCUAUUGCAUCUAUAUUGGAGAAGGAAAAGCUCAAGAUGAGAGCAGAGGCCUCACAGAAAGAAAGUAGGAGUUUCCAAGCAGAGGAUCACUUUCAGCAGUCUGCAGCAGUAUAUGAAGCAAGUGGACAGAGGACUGAGCUAGAAACACAGCUAAGCGCUGACUCUCAAAAACGUAAAGAAUCAGUAGAUGUCCGUGCAAGCACAUCUCAAGACUUUAACAUAACUUCCAUUUCCAUUCGGACACGAAGCAGUCAUUUAAAACGUCCCAGGGUAGGAAAAAAUAUCCAGGAACCUGAACCUGAAACUUUCCGAGGAGAUGAGGAAAAUGCUCUUCAUGUGUCAGAAAACAGGCUGGAACCUCGUGCCCCCUCAUCUGAAAGCGCUGAAGGCUCAGUGGUAGUACCUGAGGAGGGUACUGCUAUGGAUGAAAAAGCAACUAUUGAAGAUGAUGGCCAGGCUGUAUCAGAAACAGACCUAUAUGUAUCGGCCCUUGAGAAUGAAACUGAGGAGGAGGAAGCUCCUUCAGAACCUUUUAAUGGUGAGGUAAUAGAACAAACUGGCAAGACCUCACUUACGGCUGAAGAGGAAACAGCAAAUGAAGUUCUAAGUGGUGAAUCAAAAUUGCAGUCUGAGAGUCCAGAAGAGCCCUUAACGCUGUUUGUUCCAUUAAUCCUUGAGUCUCUAGCAAAACCGUCAGAAGACACUGUAUCAGAGAAGCUUUUAAAUGCAAAUGUUUCAGAAGUGCUGACUGAAGAAGGUACAUUAGAAGAGGCAGGCACUGAAGAACAGGAAGAAUCUGAAAAGACCACCACUGAAAAUACAGCAGCUUUGGCACCAAAAGAAGAGCCAUCUGACAAUGGCCUGCCCAGCUCUGUGGUGGCUGAAGCAGCAGAAGAAUCUGUUUCUGAAAAUAUAUUGCCCAAAACAGCUUCUUCUUUGGAAGAUGAAAAUCAGGAAGCAGGGCACGACGCACAGGAGGCCCCUGUUGCCCUGAGUCAGAGCUCCGUGAUAGUGGUCGAAGUUGAAGGUGUUUCUUUUCAGCAGCCUUCUGGACAGGAAGGGCAGAAGAACCAGUUAGAAGAGCACUCAGAAGAGUCCGAGUCCAUACAUCAGUACACACAGGCAGCAGUGGAGCGGGCUGCUGACAGCAGCUCUGAGGAAGCAGAAAUUGAGGUACCCGUUGUAGAUCGGAGAAACUUGCGAAGAAAGGCCAAAGGCUACAAAGGUCCACCCAAGAAAAAAGGAAAACCAGCUUAAAAGUGAAAUAAUGAUUGCUAAUUCAUCUAUUUAUAAGAAAGUUAUUUUGUGUAAAACAGUAGGGUGUUAACUAAACCAUAUGGGACAUGGGACAUGUGUUUAAAAUUCUGGAUUGGACUUACUCCUGGGAUUCAUCACCUUCCCUCAAGUUUUCUUCAAUUUUUAACUGCUAGACAUUGAGCUUCAUCAGAACAUGAAAGUAGACAGCCAGCCUCCUCCUUUUAUAAAGGAUGCAUGCUGAAUAAAUACGGUUGUGAUAGCAAAAGGAACAGUUUGCAUAUUUGAGGUGGCUGUCAUGGAAGAAAAAUGCAGUGUGAAAUUCUGACCCUGUCCAUGUCCCUCAGAUUCCCAUAGACUUUCAUGAGCCCAGAUAUCACUCUGGCAUUUUUUAAUAACUUUGUUUUCUACUGUGGAGAGAAGCAGAACAAGAAAAAUUCUCCCUCACUUCUUGUUCCCUCCCCAUAGGUUUUUCUCAGAUGAGAUGAAAAGAAUGUAACAUUCUGUAAUUCUAGGUCUUAAAACACAUAAGAAGGGGAUAACUUACUAAAUCAAAACAACAUAAACAGCAUCUGUCUUUCAUGAGAAUCGCUUGAAACAGCUGAGUAGGUAGAAAUAUGGUCAGCGCUCUAUCUGCCACAGCACACUCUGGUAAUGAAGUUCUUUACGUGAAGAUUAAGAGAUGACUACACACCAAACUACUUGUAGUUUCCACAGGCAGCAUCUUGGUAAGCCUAAGUUUCUUCCAGAGUGUAUGGAGUGUAGACUUCAGUACAUAUGCAGAAUUGUUUGAACUGCCAUCCUAACUACUUGCAUGUGUUGAGUGGAUACUCAAUUAGUUGUUACACUACAAGAAAAGGACAUGACAACUUUUGAACUGGUUUUGGUCUGAAAAGAAAUGGUACUUUGUGUUUUCCAAACACUUAGCUGGUGCUGUGGGGUAACUAUUAAAAUGUUGUGUCUGCCAGGUGUGACUGCUGGCCUUUCAGGUGGUUGACAUUCAUUAGUGUGAAUAUUAGUGUUUCAGCAAAUGCUUGUUUGCCAAACUAUGCCUUUAGGAGUUAGCAGGUGAUCGAAAAUACUUCUGAUUUCCACUUCCUUUUUUCUAACUUGGAUGUGAUCCCUGGGAUCAUAGCUUUCCAUUUCACAGCUUUUCUUAAAAGCAGCAACCAAACUUUGCUAUAUGCAAACAGAAAUAAAAACAGGCUUUUCAUGUGUGUCUCCCUUCAGAGGUUCUCAUGGCAAGCCAUAAACUUAAUUUAAUUUGUCACACGUAAAGUAAAUUGUUCUUAGUUUGCUAUGUGUUCCUUUCAGUAAAUGAAGGUCCUCUUGUAAUGGGUUAAAAACUCAGGAAUAAGAAAGACCAGUGGUUCUAAGAACAGGAGACCACUAUGUGUCCUCCUAUAUGCCUUUUUUAAGGUGAGUGAACUAGUUUCCCACAGUGUCUCAAAAAACAGAGGUAUCUAGAAAUUGCUGUUCAGGACUUGAGUACAAGGUUCACCUGAAUAGUUGCAAUGCUGUCUUAACUUUUAUGCCUCUAUGUUGCUAAUGUAAGAAUCUGGUUUUGUAUUUUAUGUUUACACAGUUUAACUGUAUUUAUAAGAUAUUUUAACUGUGUAAGAUACAUUUGUACUAUUUCUUUCACCUGAUGAAGUGCCAUGCUUCUUUUUAAUCUGUUAAGAGCACCUUGUAAGAAAAAAAAAGGGUAGUUUUUGGAAAACAUGUUACCUAAACUUCUAAACUUUAGGUCAGGGUGCAUGGGAUUACUGAGUUAAAUCUGGGUUUCUUGAACUAGUGCAUGUAACUGUAACUACAGGUUACCUGUACAUACUGGUACUCCUUAUGAGCCCUAUAACUGAUAAAUCUUCAAGAACUCUCAUUACUGUUUGUUCAUAUAUUGAAGUGAACCUUAAGUAUUUCUAAAAUUAAUCAAGCAUUUUCUAUAAAGCAUGACACAACUUCCUUUAUGUUCUGUAUGGCUUCUUUUUUACUGCUAAGAUUUAUUGUAUAAAAAAAAAGCUAGAAAACACAUCUAUUGCAUUGCUAAGAAUUUGGGAUUUGUGAGGACUGGUGGCUUAAAGGAUGGUUGCAUACAGUACAUAGUAUAACCCAUCUUCUAUCUUUAGAGCAAGCUUUACUAAAGAUCAAUCUGCCAAAUAUUUCAGUUGAUACGAAUGUAUCCACUCUCAAGAAGUUAACAGUUCUUUCACUUAUGAAAAGUGGGUCCCAGUUGUGUCAAUUACUUCUAGGUGGAUUUUUUUAUUCAUAUGUUUUAUAGCUUGUGUUCCCUGUGAGGUCAGUGUUCGUGAGAAGCUAACGUCACUCUCCUGGCUUCUGCUUUUCAUGGCUAAGUUGGAACUGGUUUCAGUUAGUAUCUUUCUUUUAAUACAUUUGCAUAUUGAAUACAUAAAUGUUACAAGAUUAUUGGAUUAGGUCAGUCUUGGUUUCUACUGAUCAGACUUCUGAUCUCACUUCCAUGAGUCAGUUUUUAAAACUGAGCUUAAAUUCACAUCUGUAACUAUAUUCUUGAGUAGAUAUCUCUCUAAAUCUGGGGCACCUGAGAUAGUAGCUGAUGGCCAGACUGUUAGGCACUGAAUGUGGGCAGUUGGGGUGCCUUUAGCAAUUCUGAUAACCAGUGCAGGUUUGAAAACUAUACGUUGUUCUGUGAUCGCAGUAGUACUUUGAAAUAAAGGGCACAGUUUAUUUCUAUAACAAUUUAUUUGGCACCAGUAUCUUGCAGUAAAUACGGAAUAGCAAAAUCAAAAUACUGAUUUUAAAUAAUUUUAUUGUGGUACUGAUUGUCCCUUUAGAACAGUAGUUUAAUGGUCUAUACCUUCUGUUACAUUAAUGUAAGGGAACAUAUCUGACAAUUGUAUUGACUGAAGUGUUCUACCUUGGGAAAACCAGUGGUUCUUAGGCUUGAACAAUUUGGGUUUUUUGUCUGUUAACCAUCUGUCUUAUUGCCAUCAAACUCUUACAGAAUUUUUAAGAUCUUAUUGCACCAGCAACCAAUAAUCAGAACAUCAACUUUAUACAAGUUUGUACCAAAUGCUAUUACAACAUGCUGUGAAACUACAUGCAUACAGUGAAAGCAAGCAGUAUUAUUUUUGAGCUUUAUUUAGCCUAGGAAUAGGGUUUAAAGAACACUAAUUUCCAGCCUUGCACUUAAAUGGUAAAUGCUUUUGUAUUUUAAUCCAACAUUUGUUCAAAUGUCUCUUGUACUGCUUGUUAAUUUUCAACAGGAUUUGCUUUGCUUCUCCCACAUUCUUUUAGUCUGUUUUCAUUUUGUGCAGAAUUCUCGUUUGCUGUUCAUGUUUCAUAGCCCUUCACAUGAAAAUAUAUACAUGUCCUAUUUCAAAAGUGCUUUUAAAUUACUUGAAAUGAUGUCUGACGUUGGUUUGUUGCUUUCUUUAAUACUGUUUCAUUUGUAGACGUUAGUAAUCAAACUGAUCAUUUACAGUGUCAUCAACACUACUAAGCUAAACGUAGCAACAGAUAGGCCUAAGUUUCAGCUUCUCUGCUUUAAGUGACCAUUCUAAAAUUUUGUUUCCCAGAGGAUACACUUUUACUUUUAACAAAUGUGGUGUUAGAUGUUUUCUAAAAUAGUGAUACCCUGUUUAUAAAUCUUAUGAAAGAUAUGUUGUUAUUCUAGAGUAUUGUACUUAAGUCUUGUUACAGUGUUAGUUUUUCCUUUUUCCUUUUUGUAGUACUGUCUUGGCUGCUCUUGACAUGUUUUGAAGUAGUAAUUAAACUUAUAUUUUGUGAUUA